Messenger RNA from Orcinus orca (killer whale), 1949 nucleotides. RefSeq lists its product as uncharacterized. NCBI's taxonomy places the organism in Eukaryota, Metazoa, Chordata, Mammalia, Artiodactyla, Delphinidae. The transcript has 2 exons. The record is from RefSeq and is a predicted model, not a curated record. The coding region runs from base 1 to 624 and encodes 207 amino acids.
AUGUCGGAAAGCUGUUUGAACGCCGGGCGAGGAGGGAGGCGCGGGAGGGAGCGAGAUAGUAAAGCUCUGUCUCGGGUGUGCGCGCGGCGCGCGGCGCUCGCUCUACUCGGGCGCGCGAGGGAGGGGGCGCGCGGCCCUGAGGCGCGCGCCGGGCCCCGCGUGCUCGUGGGCGCGCGCAUGCAGCGCGGUGAGCCCGGCGGCCGCCUGGGGUCCGCGAGCGCAGCGCGGCCGCGGCGCCUCGCUGAGCUCCGCCUGGGCCCUGGCGGGGCGCGGAGGGAGCGGCGCGGGAGGGCGGCGGGAGGAGCUCCAGUCCGGGCCGCGGUGCGCCUGCACGUCACGGCUGCUCCGAGCCCAGCACGUCCCGGGAGCGGUGCUUUCUGCGCCUGGGAGCGCCGACCUGUCGCAGCUCUCAUUUCCGCACCGGGAUUCGGAGGGAUGGAUUGCCCGCCGCGGAGGGGGCAGGUCUCGGCCUUCGAACUACUUGCGUUCCCGGGUGGAACAAUCCUAGUUUUUCUCAGCGAGGCUGCAAUUAACAUCUUACUUGCUCUGGCUGAUAGCGGCGACCGAGGUUGGGCGUGUGCGUUGCUUUCUGCAUGGCAAUGGGAUCGUGGUUAUGGGGUCUAAACUUUUGUUUUCCUAAUGUUUCCGAUUCUUUUUUCGAGUUUCCCUAGUAACAGUUUGGGGACGCAGAUGGGAAGGAAGGAGGGAAAGGAGGAGGAGAAAUGACCAGAUUCUCGAUUUAUCAGGGAAAGGGGGAUAAAUUUCCACCACUCCCCACCUCGAUUUUCUUGCUUUCUGGACAGUUGGCUGACAGGUAUUUGAUGAAUUAGAUUACAGUACGUGCUGCAAAAGGUCAUUCUCCUACCGAUUAUGCCUCUACUUGUAAACGCAGUUGGUGGUUUGCAAAACAGGUGCUAAAAUAGUGCGUUGAAGUGGUGGGAAGAGACCACACUAGGUAAUUCAUAUAAAGUGUGGAGUCUUCCUAUGGGCGAGUUGCUUGAGCGACAGGUGAAGUUGAAUAAAACAAAUUCCCACCAUUUUCUCUCCGUACUUUUUCUGCAUUUUUUCUUCCUCUUGUUGUUCCUCACGCCUGGGGCGAUUGGAUAGCCAAGAACAUCAUUUUAAAAGAGGAUUGUAGUGCAAACAGGGAGGUGCGCUACAGUGAUCUUCUAUUCACAGGAGUUGUUUGAAAUAUUAAAAUUGGCCCUUUACUGCUCAAUACAUAUUAAUAGGGUGACCCUCUUUAAGUCUUUUUCUUCUGGGACAGGUGUUCAGAAUAACACUCUGUAAGGGAAACAGUUAAGCAUUCCCCAUCCAGCAGGCUUUAACCAUGUUCCAGGAGAAUUCACUGCUGAGAGAGCCGCCUGGGUGGCGUUUUGGUUUUGUGUCGUUUUUGGUUCAUUACAGUAUUUUUUAUUCAUUUAAGAGAAUGCGAAAGGAAAAUAAGCUUUAUGUCCAGGGCGUAAUCCAAAACAUUGUGUCUUCAGCAAACACUUAAAAAAAAAAAAAAACACAACAUUCAGCGACAGAAAGAAGAAAUACAUUUCAUUUCAACUUCCACAGAGAUUGUGAUUAUGAUAUUUGCAAGACAUUUUGGUCAAUUCUGUUAUUUUUGCCAGAAGCAAAAAUAAAGAGACUAAUGACAUGCAAAAAAAAUGGAGAAAAGGAGAAUGGUUUGCAUGCUUUGUACAUAAGAAAGAACCAGUGUGAGGUUUAGAAAUACUUCUACUUUGCAUCUAGGGAUUUCUCACAUUAUCUUUGAACACUGAUUUAGAUGUUUCUUUAAAAAUCUUGUGUGUCUCAUGACAGUGACAUAAGAAUAACAGCCAAAAGGGACAAUUUAAAAAGCCUUAAUCCUGCAGGGAAAGGAGCACACACUCUCAGAGUCAUUUAUAUUCAAGAGGAAUGCAGGAUUGGGUUAGGGAGAAAGCCACCCUUAAUAAAGCACU